Colletotrichum siamense is the source of this 1722-nucleotide messenger RNA. It is a transcript of the gene cbk1, whose product is annotated as Serine/threonine-protein kinase cbk1. Gene Ontology annotation, biological process: intracellular signal transduction; peptidyl-serine phosphorylation. Lineage: Eukaryota; Fungi; Ascomycota; Sordariomycetes; Glomerellales; Glomerellaceae. Bases 1 to 1722 code for a protein of 573 amino acids. The transcript is spliced from 4 exons. The record is from RefSeq and is a predicted model, not a curated record. Gene Ontology annotation, molecular function: protein serine/threonine kinase activity; ATP binding.
AUGAGUAUCCUCGGUAAGGGUAGCUUUGGUGUCGUGAAGCUCGUCCGAAAGGUCGUUCGAGAUAAGUACGUCCGAAGAAAGUUCAAUGAGGUGUACGCCAUGAAGAUUAUUCGAAAGUCGGACAUGAUACGAAGCUGUCAAGAGGGUCACUUGCGGGCGGAAAGAGACUUUUUGGUCGCCGCCUCAGAUUCCGAAUGGAUUGUUCCCUUGCUGUUCAGCUUCCAGGACAUGGCGAAUCUCUAUCUUGUCAUGGACUACAUGCCUGGGGGCGACUUCCUAGGCUUGCUGAUUCGAGAAAAAGUGCUCAGCGAGUCGCGGACACGGUUUUAUAUUGCCGAGAUGAUACUCUGUGUCGAGGAAGCGCACAGGCUAGGUUGCAUUCAUCGGGAUGUGAAGCCCGACAACUUUCUCAUUGGCGCUGACGGUCAUCUCAAGAUCUCAGAUUUCGGCCUUGCGUUUGACGACCAUUGGUCUCACGACACUUCGUACUACAGAUGGCAACGACAAGGGCUGCUCUCGAAACAGACAUUCGCCCUCAACGGAGACUAUGAAGAUCGAAAGUCAAAUUCGGAUCCAGCACAAAAGCAGAGCUCAUGCCAGCUGAACUUUACACGACACGAGCCUCCUUUCCAAGUUGUCCAAGGCAGCAAGCUACUCCUCAGGGAGCGACUGGGGCAGGAGAACAGGAACGGAAACAAUCGUCCACGUGGUUCCUCAGACUGCCUUCUGGUCGAUGAUCUUCUCAACUGGAGAGCCACUGCCACGCGCCGGUCGCAUGCUCGCUCCGUUGUGGGCACCAGCCAGUACAUGGCUCCAGAAGUCGUCAUGGGUGAGAGCAUCGGAAUCAUUCUUUAUGAAUGCCUUUAUGGGUAUACGCCGUUCAUCUCUGAUAAGGGUCGCCAGUACACCAAGAAGAACAUCACCAAAUUCAGGGGACCCUUGGCUUUUCCCGAGGAUCCUCCAGUAUCAGACGCAUGUCAAGAUCUGAUUAACUGCUUGCUUCGAGAGAAGCAUCACCGUCUUUCUUCUCCGCAGUAUCGUGACCAAGAAGGUCUCCUCCGGCGCCAGUACGUGUUUCCGAACGAUGCUUCUGAUAUCAAGAGGCAUCCGUGGUUUCGAGGGAUCAAAUGGUCUGAAUUACGUGAACGAACGCCACAGUGGCUGCCCCUAAUCCGCGGCGACCUAGACACCCGUUAUUUCGAAGAAGAUGAGCCCAUCAGUGACUGGUCCGAGUCAUCAAGUACUGGUGGUCAAGAUGUAGUAGAUGGGAACGAGGUCAUCCCCGACCAAAUCUGGCUUAAACUAAGAAGAUCCCUUGCGGCCUGUGAUUACAGAGAAGAACACGUCGCUUUUGUAAUCAAUGCCAUCAAGCAGCCUUAUGACUCAACGCGGCUCAAGCAGAUUGAUCGCGACAUUGACGAAUGUUUCUCAAGGCUGAGUUACGAUGGGAAGAAUGGCUUGAAAGAGUACGUCAGGAAGUAUGGUCAAAAGGAACGCAAGCGACCCAGGGACAUGCUGCUCAGGGACCCGGACACGAAAGAUGAAGUGAUGCAGCUGAGGAAGCAAACGGCAUUUCUGGGGUAUUCGUGGCGCAAGCCUCGAAGCAGGCUCCGGCCGGCUCCCGCACAGUAUGACGCUGAACCAUACCAUGCUGUAUUGCAGGGCGAAACGUUCGGGUACCCUUCGAAGAUUGAAAGCCUGCAACCGGCUCAAACAUUUUGA